Messenger RNA from Gadus morhua (Atlantic cod), 5715 nucleotides. It is a transcript of the gene exoc6, whose product is annotated as exocyst complex component 6. Gene Ontology annotation, cellular component: exocyst; membrane. Bases 120 to 2609 code for a protein of 829 amino acids. Lineage: Eukaryota; Metazoa; Chordata; Actinopteri; Gadiformes; Gadidae. The record is from RefSeq and is a predicted model, not a curated record. The transcript has 25 exons. Gene Ontology annotation, biological process: intracellular protein transport; Golgi to plasma membrane transport; exocytosis.
ACACACACACACACACACACACACAUCGAGGAGUUCCUUUCGUCUUACUGAAUCAUUUAGCAGCAGAGUUGUAGUUCUCUGCGGUAUAAGCCACCACAGACAGAAGUCCCACAGCGGGCAUGGAGACGGAGGGAGGGAACACAGUCUUACCUGAUCCCCCAACUCAAAGGGAAAAGGACAUCAAAGAAGAAGAUGAGAAGGCAUAUGGAAAUAUAUUCACUGAGCUGGAGUCUGUUGAUCUGCCACUUGGAACCACCUUAAGGUCAGUUUAUGAUGACCAGCCCUACGCCCACAAGCGCUUCAUGGAGAAGCUGGAUGCCAGAAUACGAAACCACGACCGUGAGAUCGAGAAGAUGUGCAACUUUCACCAUCAGGGCUUUGUGGACGCUAUAACCGAGCUGCUCAAAGUCCGUGCAGACGCAGAGAAGCUCAUGGGCCAAGUGACGGACACUAAUCGGAGAUUACAGGAGGCUGGAAAAGAGGUGACGGCCCGCACAGAGGAGGUGGUCUGCUGUCGGCUCCAGCAGAGGAACAUGGCCACCACGGUGGAGAGGCUGCAGCUCUGCCUCCCAGUUCUGGAAAUGUACAGUAAACUAAAGGAGCAGCUGCAGACUAAAAGAUACUAUGCUGCAUUAAAGACCAUGGAGCAGCUAGAGAAUGUCUAUAUCCCAAGGGUGGGCCAGUACCGCUUCUGUCAGAUCAUGGCGGAGAACCUGCCCCGGCUCAGAGACCAGAUCAAGGAGAUCUCCAUGUCCGACCUCAAGGACUUCCUGGAGAGUAUCCGGAAACACUCGGACAAGGUCGGGGAGGCGGCCAUGAAGCAGGCCCAGCAGCACAGGACCUUCAACAGUGCGGUGGCCAGGCAGGCGAGUGCGGGCCCCUACAGCAGGCCCCUGUUCACCCUGAACGGGCGGGGCCGGGAGGCGCUCAACGGGCAGGCACUGGACGACAUGGUGGAGGAGGAGGAGGAGGUCCUUACAGCACAGGACCUGGUGGACUUCUCCCCGGUCUACAGGUGUCUGCACAUCUACACCAUCCUGGGCGACCGGGAAACCUUUGAGAACUACUACAGGAAACAGAGGAAAAAACAGGCCAGGCUGGUUCUGCAGCCGCAGGCCAGCAUGCAUGAGACAGUGGAGGGCUACCGGAGAUACUUUAACCAGAUAGUAGGGUUCUUCGUGGUUGAAGACCACAUCCUCCACGCCACACAGGGGCUGGUGACCCGGGCCUUCACAGAGGAGCUGUGGAACAUGGCUCUGUCGAAGAUCAUCGCUGUGCUGCGAACACACUCUUCCUACUGUGACGACCCAGACCUGGUGCUGGAGCUGAAGAACCUCAUCGUGAUCUUUGCAGACACUCUGCAGGGCUACGGCUUCCCUGUGAACCGCCUCUUCGACCUGCUGUUUGAGAUCAGAGACCAGUACAACGAGACCCUGCUGAAGAAGUGGUCCCUGGUGUUCCGAGAGAUCUUCGAGCUGGACAACUACAGCCCCAUCCCCGUGGAGACGGAGGAGGAGUACAAGCUGGUCGUCAGCCGCUUUCCUUUUCACGACGCAGAAAUAGAAAAGCAGGACUUUCCUAAGAAGCUGCCCAUGUCUCAGUCUGUGCCUCAGAUCUACACCCAGGUCAAGGAGUUCAUCUAUGCCAGCCUUAAGUUCUCUGAAUCGCUGCAUCGCAGCUCUACGGAGAUAGAUGACAUGCUACGGAAGUCUACCAAUCUGUUGCUGACCAGAACCCUCAGUGGCUGUUUGCAGAACCUCAUUAAGAAACCGCACAUCGGACUGACUGAGCUGGUCCAGAUCAUCAUCAACACCACCCACCUGGAGCAAGCCUGCAGGUACCUGGAGGACUUCAUCACCAACAUCACCACGGUGUCCCCAGAGGCCGUGCACACCACCCGGUUGUACGGCCUGUCCACCUUCAAGGACGCGCGCCACGCCGCCGAGGGGGAGAUCUACACCAAGCUGAACCAGAAGAUCGACGAGUUCAUCCAGCUGGCGGACUACGAGUGGUGCAUGGCCGAGUCCGACGGCCGCGCCUCCGGCUACCUCAUGGACCUCAUCAACUUCCUGCGCUCCACCUUCCAGGUGUUCACCCAUCUGCCGAGUAACAACAAUGACCAUGCGUCUAUGUCGGGUAAGGUGGCCCAGACCGCCUGCAUGUCCGCCUGCAAGCACCUGUCCACCUCGCUGCUGCAGAUGUUGAUGGACAGCGAGCUGAAGCAGAUCAGCAUGGGUGCCGUCCAGCAGUUCAACCUGGACGUCAUCCAGUGUGAACUGUUUGCGAGCUCGGAGCCGGUCCCUGGUUUCCAAGGAGACACUCUCCAACUGGCCUUUAUUGACCUGAGACAGCUCCUGGAUCUGUUCAUGGUGUGGGACUGGUCCACCUACCUGGCGGACUACGGGCAGCCCACCUCCAAGUACCUGAGGGUGAACCCCACCACGGCGCUGGCCCUGCUGGAGAAAGUCUACAGGGGGAUGAAGGACACCAGUAAGAAGAACAAUAUCUUCUCCCAGUUCAGGAAGAACGACCGGGAUAAGCAGAAGUUGAUCGAGACAGUAGUGAAACAGCUCAGGAGCCUCAUCAAUGGCAUGUCGCUGCACUCCUAGACACACGCACACACAAACUCACACGCACACGCACACUUCUAAAUAUACUGAAGGGCAUGGCAUUCUCAACCAAGGUCUCAGUCAUUGCCAACAAAGGUUCAGAUCUUUUUUUAUUUGACACAUGGAAGCAAUAGUGUUCAGCCCUGUCCAGACCUGGCUGGGUCCAGAGGUCCCCAGAAGUUCUGGCAUUGAAUUGUGUCUCUUCAUUCAUCUUCAGCGACCAAUUAUGUGCUUGGCUUUGAGCUUCUCAAAGUCUGAAAAUCCAAGCAAGUCGGGUAGAAAGGGCAUCAUGAAUAUGAUCAAUAGAUUGCUGAGCUCCAAAUGACCGGUGGAAUUGUGAUGGGUUUGUAUGCCGGUGGACAGGUGUGUGACCACAGCAGAACAAACAGCAGCUUUGCUAUAAUAUGAAACUAGUUCCACCACUCUCUAGCUUUGGACAGAGGUGGGAACUAUUGACAUAUUAAAGUCAAACUCAAUUUGGAACAAGGCAUAUCUAGGACGUAGGUGCAGAUGACCACGCAAAGGAUGGAUUAUUGGUCAACCGAACUUGAUCUUGCGCUGGUGUGUCUCUGAGCACUUCCAGUUCACCUGACACACAUUUCAAUGCCAGAGUAGCCAGAGGCAGAGCUUGGUGGUAGAGACGGGCUAUUCACCUGAAGUGCAAGCUGUUGUCCAGGGCAAGUGGGAUUUUAUUUAUAUUGAGACGCAACUCUUAAUGCCUGUUAACUUAUUCAAUUUGUUCAGUUUGAUAUAUUUAAAAAAAAUGCUCCAUCCAUCCCCCCACGUGUCCCCGGUCCACAUCUGUUGUUCUGUUGGUUACACUCCUCUGAUGUCACAGAGGUGUAACCUAUUUGUUCUGUGGUGGCCUCUUUCCUAUUCCGCCUCUGGGGGUCCGGUCACAUGGAGACCAAUACACACACACACACACACAACACACAAAGUGGAAUAUCUAAAACAAAAGCUGCAGACUAACCCAUGAGUCAUGGCAUUUCUGCAUCACUCGCAUACUGCCCCUUCAGUCGAACGCGACUGAAUAUGAAGUUUCAAUGAUAUACACGCAUACAAAGAACGUAUAUUACCUACUGUUAAAACAGAUCACCAGUCAAAUGUUCUGAAUGUAUUUUAACGACUAGGGUGGCUAAACGUGUUGGGCCCAUGUUUCAGUGAAAGUGCAAUGGUUCCAGGAGGUCUAAGUGAGGCUUGGUACAGCCGGCCCAGUCUACCUGAGUUAGGGGUCAGUCUACCUGGGUUAGAGGGUGUUGCACCCUUAACUCUGCCGAAAUACAUAUUGAAACAAGACGCUUCCCAGUAGGAAUAGGAAAAUGGUCAGAUUGUGUUUGAUCAGGAUGGAUACUCAUGAUUUUGUAUGCCAUCCAAGUCUUCACAGAAGCAGCCAUAUUAGACCUGCCUCAUUCUGUACUUUGGGUUAUUGGUUGCCGCCAUGCAUCGGUGUGCAGUGGAUGAAUGAUGACGUCCCCAAAGACUGAUGUUCACGUGGAACAGCAAGAUGUGUACUCAAAAAAUACUAUGUUUUUUUUCUUAUCUCUCUCUCUCUCUCUCUCUCUCUCUCUCUCUCUCUCUCUGAGCUUCCACUUAAAGUGCAGUGUCAAUCCUGUGUGGUCCUCCAGUACCGCUGCUCGGCAGUCUCUCUGGGGGCUUUGAGGCCUAAAUUAACAUUUUAUUAUUUAGUUUUCUGUGAUACAAAGUGAUAUUUAAUAUGAAGCUUUUUCAGCGUUGUUCAUUUUUUUAUCAGAUGAAAACUGGAAAGGAGGGACAGCCGUUGGCCCUGGCUCUGUUCAUAUGAUGAGGUUAAAGCUCAGAGUACCAGACUGAGGUGGGCCGUUGCUCGGACAGGACCAGCAGGGACUUGUGUGUCAGGGCCCACGGGAAUAACAUUCACAUUCUCACAAGAAAAGGUGAAUGAGGAUGAAGGAUCCAGGAUGUAUAGGGAAUCUCCCCUGGUGGGUUGCUCAGGGAAAUAUGAAAGUGAACAUCAAGCAAGUAUUGAACAUGUAGAUCAAGGAAUUUUGUGGCACUGCAUAAGUCAUUUUAAAUGCUUUUGUUUUAUUUCCAGCAUGUCACGCACAUGGAUAUACAUAUAUAUAUAUACAUAUAUAUAUAUAUAUGUAUAUAUAUAUACACACACAUAAUGUCUGAGAAAGAGAUUUAAAUUAAACAAUGGUGUGUCCCAGCCACAGCACUCCAGAACUCCAAAUUGCUUGUUUGUUCAACUUGUUCAAACCAGACAAACACAGAAGGCCCUCCUGAUAGUCUGCGUCACGGUUCCACAUUUCAACACUAAAAACACAACAUUGUAACCCUACUUAAACCCCUCUACGUAAACCUCUAACACCCAUAAUCCUUUGCGCACCAGUGCCCCCACAGGUCGGGGCGACCCAAUCACCUACUGGGGUUACAACAGCGCCCCCACUGGUCUGAGUGACCAAAUUACCUAAAAACAAAAAUCUGUUUUGUCAACUUAUCAUUUGAAAUAUGUUGUUCCCCUCUGGGAAAUGUAAGCUUUAAGGUCUUCUCCUCUACAUGUUCCCGCAGCACAGCAAUAACUUAUUGGUUAGAUUGACCUGCAGGCUAGCAGGUUGUCAUGCUAGCAGGUAACCUUAGCACCUAUGAAUGAUUCCCGAUGGAAAACUACAUGAAAAAUGUGAUUAAGUGAUUGUUUUUAUUAUGUCACAUAACAUAUGUUGACGUUUUAAUGUUUGUUUUGAGGUCUGUGCUUCAGCAGGCAUUUUGCACUGUUUUUUAAUUUAAUUGUUUAUUUUCUGUUGCCUUUCUGUUGCUUGUAAUCGCCAUUGUAUAUACUGCAUCAUUCGUACAUUAUUUGCAUUUGAAAUUGAAUGAAUCCUCAGAGUGAAUAUGUUGUAUAAAGUCCUGGUUGAUUGGGAGUUGGUGCUGAGGCAGAGCGGAGUGAUCCCGUGGUGCAUGGUUCAGUGAAGCUGGAGCCAAUACUGUUUGACAUGAAGUCCUGAAGAACUCAUCUUGACCUGUAAACCAAUUGUCAUCCAAAAUAAACAUUUUAUUGAUGGGUUAUUUGUUGCUUUCUUAUUUGAUGAAAUGUAAAUAAAGGUGGCUCUUUGCCUAAAUGACA